CGACGAUAUAUAAAUGUCAAAGGUUGACUCGAUAUGCAUACUUACACUUAAUCAACUCAAUCCUGAACAUUUCUUCUCCUCUCAAUGACUACAGAGCUUCCAACAUACUCGAAACAAACAUACCUACCUAUGACUGAAUCGUCACGAGGACACCUCCUCACUAAUAACCAGAGCUUGCAAAAGCUCGGGUUAGACAGCUCUCAACCUGCGACCUGGGAAGACGGCCUACGCAGUCCCGAUGUCGAAAGUGGAGAGUGGGAGUGGUGGUACGCCGACGCACAUCUUCAAGAUGGAUGGUUUCUCCAGGUGGCCUUCUUCUACAUAACAGAAGGAGACGGUCCCAAGACGGGACUCAUUGAUCUGAACAUCGCCAAAGACGGCAAGAAACUUUGUGACUUGCAUAAGCGCAUUGGCAGUCUCCCUGCCGAAAUUGUCGUGGCAAAAGGUCAUUGUGAUCUGCAGUAUCGUAAGAGUUACUUUCGCAGUGUCAAUGGUCUGGGCGAGUAUCACAUCUUUGUCGACCCCGAUGAGAUGGAAGGAUUCGGUUUCGACGUGGUGGUCAAGAGAACUACUCCAUCGUAUCGUCCGGGCUCAGGCCGAUGGGACGUUGAGGGUCGCCACUUCUCAUGGUUCGUAGCUGUUCCUGGCGGCCAACUGACCGGAGAGGUCACUGUCAACAACACCAAAACCAAGGUUGAAGGCAAUGCCUACCAUGAUCACAACUGGGGCAACGUCCCGAUGGAGACGAUCUUGGAUAACUGGCUCUGGGGACGCGCUGAUGUGGGUGGCCUGUCUAUAGUUUCCGCCUCAGUGCGAUUCCGCCAAGACUGUGGUGGUCGUGAGGUCCCUCUUCUCUUCGUCGUCCGCGGGAACGAGGUCCUUGUGGAUGUGAGCGACGACCAACUUGUGUGCUUGGAGGGAGUCAAGAUCGCACAGCCAGAUACAGGCAAGCCGACCAGCUCUGAUUGUAUUUACCUGGUCAAGACAACGGGUGACAACCUUGCGCAGGUUCGCUUUGACGGACAGGAGAAGGUGAUCGCGUCUUUCCCUUACCCAACUACGAGUCAGGAGUGGGAGACAUGGUAUACAAGGUAUGCUGGGUUGGUAACGAUCAAUAUCAUAGAUGGAGACAAGCGGGUAUAUGUCUCUGAUCAUGGCAGCUUGGAGGUGAUGGACUUCUUCGGCCGAAGGAAGGUAUGAAGGGGAUCAUGGGCAGAACCUUGUUUCAUCAUCAUCCCCAAAACCAGUGUUGAUUAGUUUACGACAUUGCAGAUCUACAUAUGACUAAGGACUUAGGAACAACGCAUCUCAUCUCUUUAUAUUUAAUCAUGGGCUUUCAGGCUGGCAGUGAAGGCUUGUGGCAUGGCCAACUCUUUU
Messenger RNA from Fusarium oxysporum Fo47, 1377 nucleotides. RefSeq lists its product as uncharacterized. NCBI's taxonomy places the organism in Eukaryota, Fungi, Ascomycota, Sordariomycetes, Hypocreales, Nectriaceae. Bases 85 to 1200 code for a protein of 371 amino acids. The record is from RefSeq and is a predicted model, not a curated record. The transcript has a single exon.